CGGUCGCCAUUUCUAUCGGUUGCGGGUCCUCACGCGUUGUAGUCCGCCGGGACAAUGAGCUAUGACUACCACCAGAGCUGGGGCCGCGAUGGUGGCGGCCGUGAGGGCGGGCCCCGCGGCUCCGGCGGGGGCUAUGGAGGAAGCCACGGCGGGGGUCACGGGGGGAAUCGAGGCUCCGGCGGCGGCGGCGGCGGCGGCGGAGGGGGUGGGCGAGGAGGCCGAGGCCGACAUCCCGGGCACCUGAAAGGCCGCGAAAUCGGCUUGUGGUACGCGAAGAAACAGGGGCAGAAGAACAAGGAAGCCGAGAGGCAGGAGAGAGCCGUAGUACAUAUGGAUGAACAUCGAGAAGAACAAAUUGUACAGCUACUACAUUCUGUCCAAGCUAAGAGUGACAAAGAUUCAGAAGCACAGAUAUCCUGGUUUGCUCCAGAAGAUCAUGGGUAUGGUUCUGAAGCUCCUGCUGAGAACAAACCAAACUCAGAGAAGAAGUUGGAGGAUCGGGAAAAAAAAGUGAUAAAUCAAGAAAAGAAGACAUUUAGAAUCAGGGACAAAUAUAUUGACCGAGAUUCUGAGUAUCUCUUGCAAGAAAAUGAACCAGAUAUAAACUUAGACCAACAGUUAUUGGAAGAUUUACAAAAGAAAAAAACUGACCUUCGGUAUAUUGAAAUGCAGCAUUUCAGGGAAAAGCUGCCUUCAUUUGGAAUGCAAAAGGAAUUGGUAAAUAUGAUCGAUAAUCAUCAGGUGACAGUAAUAAGUGGUGAAACUGGUUGUGGAAAAACCACUCAAGUUACUCAGUUCAUUUUGGAUAAUUACAUCGAAAGAGGAAAAGGAUCUGCAUGCAGGAUAGUUUGUACUCAGCCAAGAAGAAUUAGUGCCAUUUCUGUUGCAGAGAGAGUGGCUGCAGAAAGGGCAGAAACUUGUGGCAAUGGUAAUAGUACUGGAUACCAAAUUCGUCUCCAGAGCCGGUUGCCAAGGAAACAGGGUUCUAUCUUAUACUGUACAACAGGAAUCAUCCUUCAGUGGCUUCAGUCAGACCCGCAUUUGUCCAGUGUUAGUCAUAUUGUGCUUGAUGAAAUCCAUGAGAGAAACCUGCAGUCAGAUGUUUUAAUGACUGUAAUUAAAGACCUUCUCAAUUAUCGACCUGACCUGAAAGUAAUAUUGAUGAGUGCAACAUUGAAUGCUGAGAAAUUCUCAGAAUAUUUUGGUAACUGUCCAAUGAUACACAUACCUGGUUUCACUUUUCCAGUUGUGGAGUAUCUUUUGGAAGAUAUAAUUGAAAAAAUAAGAUAUGUUCCAGAACAAAAAGAACACAGAUCCCAGUUUAAGAGGGGUUUCAUGCAAGGGCAUGUAAAUAGACAAGAGAAAGAAGAAAAAGAAGCAACCUAUAAAGAACGCUGGCCAGAUUAUGUAAGGGAACUGCGGAAAAGGUAUUCUGCAAGUACUGUAGAUGUUUUAGAAAUGAUGGAUGAUGAUAAAGUUGAUCUGAAUUUGAUUGCUGCCCUUAUUCGCUACAUUGUUUUGGAAGAAGAGGAUGGUGCAAUAUUGGUCUUUCUACCAGGCUGGGACAAUAUCAGCACUUUACAUGAUCUCUUGAUGUCACAAGUGAUGUUUAAAUCAGACAAGUUUCUUAUUAUACCUUUACAUUCACUGAUGCCUACAGUUAACCAGACACAGGUGUUUAAAAAAACCCCUCCUGGUGUUCGGAAAAUAGUAAUUGCUACCAACAUUGCGGAGACUAGCAUUACCAUAGAUGAUGUAGUUUAUGUGAUAGAUGGAGGAAAAAUAAAGGAAACACACUUUGACACACAGAACAACAUCAGUACUAUGUCUGCUGAGUGGGUUAGUAAAGCUAAUGCCAAGCAAAGGAAAGGUCGAGCUGGAAGAGUUCAGCCUGGUCAUUGCUAUCAUCUGUAUAAUGGUCUUAGAGCAAGCCUUCUAGAUGACUAUCAACUGCCAGAAAUCUUGAGAACUCCUUUGGAAGAACUUUGUUUACAAAUAAAGAUCUUAAGGCUAGGUGGAAUUGCUCAUUUUCUGAGUAGGUUAAUGGACCCACCAUCAAAUGAAGCAGUGUCACUCUCCAUAAAACACCUGAUGGAACUGAAUGCUUUGGAUAAACAAGAAGAAUUGACACCUCUUGGAGUCCACUUAGCACGAUUACCAGUUGAGCCACACAUUGGAAAAAUGAUUCUUUUCGGGGCUCUGUUCUGUUGCUUAGACCCAGUCCUCACCAUUGCUGCUAGUCUCAGCUUCAAGGAUCCCUUUGUCAUUCCAUUGGGGAAAGAAAAGGUUGCAGAUGCAAGAAGAAAGGAAUUGGCAAAGGAUUCUAAAAGUGACCACCUGACAGUUGUGAAUGCAUUUGAGGGCUGGGAAGAAGCUAGACGACGUGGUUUCAGAUACGAAAAAGACUAUUGCUGGGAAUAUUUUCUGUCUUCAAACACACUGCAGAUGCUGCAUAACAUGAAAGGGCAGUUUGCUGAGCAUCUUCUUGGAGCUGGAUUUGUAAGCAGUAGAAGUCCUAAAGAUCCAAAAUCCAAUAUAAAUUCAGAUAAUGAGAAGAUAAUUAAAGCAGUCAUCUGUGCUGGUCUAUAUCCCAAAGUUGCUAAAAUCCGACUAAAUUUGGGUAAAAAAAGAAAAAUGGUGAAAGUUUACACAAAAACUGAUGGACUAGUUUCUAUUCAUCCUAAAUCUGUUAAUGUGGAGCAAACAGACUUCCACUACAAUUGGCUUAUCUAUCACCUGAAGAUGAGAACCAGUAGUAUAUACUUGUAUGACUGCACAGAAGUUUCCCCAUACUGUCUCCUGUUCUUUGGAGGUGAUAUUUCCAUCCAGAAGGAUAAUGAUCAGGAAACUAUUGCUGUAGAUGAAUGGAUUGUCUUUCAGUCUCCAGCAAGAAUUGCCCAUCUGGUUAAGGAAUUAAGAAAGGAACUAGAUACCCUUCUGCAAGAGAAGAUCGAAAGCCCCCAUCCUGUUGAUUGGAAGGACACUAAAUCCAGAGACUGUGCUGUGCUCUCAGCUAUUACAGACUUGAUCAAAACACAGGAAAAAGCAAUUCCCAGGAACUUUCCGCCACGACUCCAGGAUGGAUGUUGCAGCUGACACCUUUUCUGUGGUGGUCGGAAAAGCCAAUUUGAUAGCCAUCUUCCAUCAUAGUUUAAUGCUUGGCUAAAUGCCAAACCCUGGGACAUGAAUAAUUUUCAUGUGUAAGGUAGAAACCUUCAGUAGAUAGUAAAGACUUGCUGUGCAUGAGUUUGCAAUGUUAUCUGUAGCUAUUAUAAAUAUUCCAUAAAAACAAUGUGUUCUCUGGUCAUAUACUCUGUGUGGUCAUACACUUUGGGAUUAUUCCUCUUAUAAAUAGUGUUGUACCACUUGAGAAAGUCCUAUCUCUGUUAUGGAAAAAAAAAUUUUUUUCUGCCCAUAAUGACUGAGUAUAGAACUGGUAAAAAUAGAAUGCUUACCCAAAAGGCAGUGUCAAGUAGGAAUUUGAACACAGCCACAUUUUUUAAAUGAAACUUCUAUCAGAAGUUCAUUUGUUCUAAUAAAACCCAGUAUUUAAUAAAAUGUACAAUGUGUAAAUCUCCGCUACCCUUUUGGCUUGGUUUCUACCUCUCCCUUGGUUUAUUUGAUUUUUUAAAAAUCUUUUUAGAAUAUAUUCAUUCCUCUUUUACAUCACCUUGUGCAGCAUAAGGUAGCAAUUGAGAGCAUGAGUGUGGUGUGGAGUCUGACUCUAAGUUAAAAUUUCAGCUGUCACUUCGCUUCUGUUUCCUUAUCUGUAAAAUACAGGUUACAUUGUGAGGUUUGAAUAUGUUAAUGCACAUAAAGUACAUAGACUAGUGUCUGGCAUGUAGAGUAUGCUCACUAAAUCUUAGGUAUUAUUUGUCCCUGAAAUAUAUUUUUAUCAUAGUCCAUUAUAGUACACUUUUUUUUCAUACUCUGAGUGCUAGUUUACCCUCUCAGCCAGUGGACGUUAGUGUGACAUGUACUGUAUGUUUUUUAGCCCUAUCCAGUUGUGAGAAAUACUGGUUAUUAUCCAACAGCCAUUCUAUCCCUCCCUCUUACUUGCUUGUUCAAGCAUUCCCUCUCUGUGCAGACUUGUGCCCAAGGAUGUUGGACCCUUCAUGGUCUUAUUCCCCUUUUAAGUAACUGAUAAGGCAUGACUACCCUGGCCAAUGAAAACAGAUCUGCCAGGGGCGUAGGAGAAAGAUUUCCCCCACUUAGAGACUUAGCGCAGAAGUUCUGCUUUCCUUGUUUGAAUGAGAACUGCUGCAGUCAUUUUAUGGUCACAAGGUUGGCUCACUGGGACAGGGGUGAAAAUCAUCAGUCCUUGAUAACGCUAGUGAGCGGCUGAAUUAUCCAAACCGCCUUCCCUACUCAUGGAUGCCAUAAAUCUUUCAUUGAAACACAAACUAUUCAUCAUCAAGCAUUGUUAGCUGAGCGUUGUUUUUACCAUUUAUUUUGUGAUUUAAUCGUUUGACCCAUAUGUCUGAUAAAAGGUAUGAAAGUGGUGGUACUGGACAUAUUGCAAAUAGAAACAUCAAGAACCUCCUACUAUACUCUAAAUAAAAGCUACAAAUCUUACUGUGCCUUCCAGUAAAUGCAAAGAAACCAAAGGAAGAGUAUCUUACAAUGCCUGGGAUUUCCUGAUAAUGACAUGAUGAUCUGUUAACAGCAUUGGUUCAGGUACUGCUCCGGGAGUGGGUGUCAGCCCUACCAUUGCCUUCCAAGGUUUUGAAUAUCCUGUGUGUCCUAAGUCCAUUCUCUUGGCUACUCUCCCAAAAGUGACCUGUCUCUCACUGUUCUUGAGUCAUGUCACAAGAUUGUAGCACCUUAGUUUUGCCCCUAAACUCAAGAUGACCAAUUAGGUCCUGUUCUAAAGAAUGACUUUUUGCUUUUCCUAUACACAGUUGGCCAAAAUGGUCUUGACAGAAAGCAUUUUUUAAAACCUGUAAAACAAGAUUACUAGUUAGUUGGUUCCUAUGUUUGCGAACCAAUAUUUGGUCUCCAUAUAAAUAGAAAAAAAUGUUCCUGAAGAAUUGUUUUAAUAGAUGAGCUACUCGAAGAAAUUAAGCAGUUCCCACCCCCGAUUUAUGUAUUCUCUACAGCUGGUCAGAAUGGAAAUUCUAAUUGAAGGUGCUAUUUUUGCUCUCUUUCUUUUGUUUACAAAAUAGGGUGUUACUGAAUUGAAAUUGUAUUCCAGGUCCGAGAACUAUUUCCUUGGUAGUUUUAAAGAACAAGGCAUUAAAUUAAGAUGAAAACGUAUUUGCCUCACUGUUCUGAGUGAUACCGAGGAUAACUCUUGAACAAAUAACCCUGAAACAGAAACUUACAAAAUAAGGUGUAAACCAAUCACUGAAUAAUCAUUAAAAACGUCUUUAAAAAGUGGGUCCUUGUGACACCUUCCUAAUUCAUUAACUAGGACAAAAGCUCUAGAUACCAGCGGUUUUCAACCAUUUUCAUCUCAUGGCAUACAUAAACUAAUUAAAAUUCUGCAGCACAUCAAAAAGUACAUUUUUUGCCGAUCCGACAAAAAAAAAGGCAUGAUUUUGAUUUAUUCACACUGGACAGCUAUUCUUGUGUUGGCUAUUGUCAUUUUGACAGUCUUAAGGGAAAAGAAGUCAGUGCCCCUGACUAAAUCAUCAGGUAAUGCAUGCUUUUAAAAUUCUUGCUGCAUACUGGUUGAUAAUUGCUGAUUUAUACCGAUAAUUACAAAUGAUUUUCUCUUACUGCAUUUUUAAAACAAAGUCCACCCUAAGUUACAAAUUCCUUAAGAAGGAAUUUGCUUUAAUACCCUCUCACCCAAAGUAAAUGGCAAUUUUCCUUCCACUUUUUAGCUCUGAGUUUGUGUAUAUUUAUUUUUAAGUAAUUGUGAUUAUGUAGUAAAAUCAUAUUUUAUAAUACAUUGUUUUUAAAUGGCAUUUUUAUUCUGAUUUUAAAACAAUAUAUAUCAUUGUAGACUUUAGAAAUUAAACUAGCAUUUUACCCACUUUUAUAUAUUUACAUCUUUUUUAAGCUUUAAGGCAUUAUUUUAUAUAUAAUAAAAUUAGCCAAGUUAAGUGUAUAAAUCUGUGGAUUUUGUCAAAUGUAUGAAGUCAUGUAUUUGCUACCACCAGAAGCUUGAUAUAAAACAUUCCCAUCACCUAAAAAUUUACUUUGUUGCCCUGUCCGGGUAUUUCAAGCUGGUUGUAGCAUUGUCCCAUACACCAAAGGUGGCAGGUUCGAUUUCUGGUAAGGGUGCAUGCAAGAGACAGCAGAUUGAUAUUUCUCUCUUACAUCGAUGUUUCUCUCUACCCGCCCUCCCCUCUCUAAGAUCAAUUUUAAAAACAUAUCCUUGGGUGAGGAUUUUUAAAAAAAUAUUUCCCUUGUUCUCCUUUAUCAAUCUCCUGCCCCCCACUUUCCAUUGGCAACCAUUGAUCUGCUUUGGUCACUAAUGUUUUUACCUUUUCCAGAAUUUCAAAUAGAUGGAAUUAUAUGUAGUCUUUUGUGUUUGGCUUCUUUCCCUAAACAAUGGUUUAGAGAUUAUUUAUGUUGCAUGUAUCAGUAGUUAGCUUCUUUUUUAUUGUUUAAUAGUUUGCAUUGUAUGGUUAUACCAGUUUGUUUAUAAACUCACUUGUUGAUGGACCUUUGAGGGUUUUUUUCCUGUUUUUUGCUGUUAUAAAUAAAGCUGCUAUGAACAUGUGUAUGCAAGUCUCUGUAUGGAUAUAUUUUAUUUCUCUUCAGUAAAUGCCUGAUUAAGA
Messenger RNA from Eptesicus fuscus (big brown bat), 6731 nucleotides. RefSeq names its product DEAH-box helicase 36 (gene DHX36). Lineage: Eukaryota; Metazoa; Chordata; Mammalia; Chiroptera; Vespertilionidae. The record is from RefSeq and is a predicted model, not a curated record. Gene Ontology annotation, molecular function: G-quadruplex RNA binding; DNA helicase activity; ATP binding. The coding region runs from base 55 to 3096 and encodes 1013 amino acids. Gene Ontology annotation, cellular component: intracellular anatomical structure; cytoplasm; nucleus. The transcript is spliced from 25 exons.